AUGGCCGUCCUUGGCUCGGGCGGCCACACAACAGAAAUGCUCCGGAUUCUCUCUGUCUUAGAUAACGAGUUCGGCCCUAUCACAGUUGUCGUGGCCGAUACCGAUCGACAAUCUACCUUCAUGGCCAAGCAGAAAAUAAUCAAACCGUACAAACUCCAAGUCAUUCCAAGGGCGAGAGAAGUAAAGCAAACCUGGUCAAGUACAUUAUUGUCUACUGCCAAAGCAAUCUUCGCCUCAAUCCCGGUCGUCUUCGACGAUCGACCUGACUUGUUGCUUCUCAAUGGACCUGGAACAUGUAUCCCCAUUGUAAUUGCUUCAUUUUGCCUGCAACUGUUCACGAAUCAUGAUGUAAAACUAGUCUUUGUCGAGUCAUUCUGCAGGGUUGAAAAGCUCUCGAUGACUGGAAUGCUGCUUUAUCCGAUUGCCGACGUAUUCUUCGUACAGUGGCCUCAACUUCUUCUAAAAUACCCUCGCGCCAUUUACCGGGGUCGUUUCUAA
Oikopleura dioica is the source of this 498-nucleotide messenger RNA. NCBI's taxonomy places the organism in Eukaryota, Metazoa, Chordata, Appendicularia, Copelata, Oikopleuridae. The record is from the annotation of a GenBank genome assembly.